This is a messenger RNA of Symbiodinium natans, 1320 nucleotides long. Lineage: Eukaryota; Dinophyceae; Suessiales; Symbiodiniaceae. The record is from the annotation of a GenBank genome assembly.
AUGGAUGAGGAGUGGUCGCGUGCGGAGCAGAGGGAGCAGGUGUCGCUGAAGGCCCAAGUGACGCUGCUGAAGCAGUCUCACGCCGCGGCCCAGGCAGAGAUCUCCAAAUUGCGGCGAGAGCUCGCGCAGAGGAGUUCCAGCAUCGUGCCUCACAUCUUCAAUUUUUCAAGCCGGCAACGACCAGAGUCGUAUUAUGUGGGAGAUGCAAAAGACCCUGACACGGAGCGUAGCACGUACAGCGACGAGAGCUCGGCCUCAAGUGAACUGCGCCAGGAAGCUUCCCCGCGUAGCCUUGCUGCCGAUGUGCCAACGCCAGAUUCCAUAGGCGUUUCGGACUGGCUGGCUUUUGACAUGGUGGCGACCCUUGUGGCCGGACCAGGCGUGGCCCGCAUCGGGGUAGGAUUCCUCAACUUGCCACCGGUGCCCCUGGUGGUGAAGAGGGUUACCAGAGGCUCCUGGGCAGAAAAACAAGGCAUCCGCUGCGGUGAUGAAUUUAUGUCUGUGGACCAUCGGCGAUCGAGGGCCUACACCUCCUCUGAGUUCAUGCAAGCGAUGAAGAAACGACCCCUGGUCAUCAAGUUGAGGCGGACUGUGCGCAAAGAAGGCGUCGAGGCCCCAGGCCUACCACAGCUCGCCAGCUUCGGCGCAGAGGUUUCGGACACCCAAAGCGUGGACCAAGAGGAGGAGGACGAGGAGGAAGAGGAGGAUGAGGAGGACGACGACGACGAGGCAGAGGACAUGUGCCCUGAGAAGGCACAGGAGGUGGCCGAGAAGUUGGCCAAAGAGGUAAAAGCCAAUGCAAAGAGGGACGAGGAGAGGCGGAGCCGAUUGGGUCAAAAGGAGCUCCGUGAGGUCCCUCCUGGGAUUGUUCGGACAUCCGGUGAGCCUUCGAGGCUACGCCGACUCAGUGCACCCGGAAAAGAGCUUGGAAAGCAGAGGCUGACGCAGCUGGAGGAGAAGAGGCUGUCGCUGCCAUCCUUUCGCCGAGCUCACGCCACGGACGCGAGAGACGCGAGCAGAGGCGAAGCCAAGCUGGUUGAGGCUGAGGAUCCGCUGGGAGGCUCGGCCUCAUGGCCUAAGUUCCGCGGGGCGCUGCCGCGGGAAGAGGGGGAGACAGACCAGCCUGAUGAAGACGAAGACGUCGAACAGGAUGACGGCAGCUCCAAGGAGGGCCGAAGCGAACAGGAGGAGGAGGCCAACAUGAGCUGCAGCACCAUCCUCAUCGAUUCAAGUACAAGUCUCGAAUCCACGCCGACGAUGGAUGGUGUGAGCCCGCCUCGGCUCUGUGAGAAGCAGGAGAUCGAGGAUGAGUUCUUCUAG